AUGCCCGCCUCAAAAUUCGUGAGGCUCAACACUGGCGCCUCCAUGCCCACUCUCGGCCUCGGUACCUGGAAGUCUCCCCCAGGCGCCGUCGAGAAGGCCGUUGAGGUCGCCCUCAAGAACGGCUACAAGCUCGUCGAUACUGCUGCUGCCUACGAUAAUGAGAAGGAAGUAGGCUUGGGCAUCAAGGCCUCGGGAGUCCCUCGCGAGGAGAUCUUCUUGACAACGAAGCUCAACAAUACCGACCACGAAGAUCCGGCUGCUGCACUCGCGGCGUCGCUCAAGGCGCUCGAUACUACCUAUCUUGACCUCUGGCUUAUGCACUGGCCAUGCCCCUCAAAAAAUGGUGCGCCUAACAGGGCCAUCUCCUGGAUCGACACCUGGAAGGCGAUGGAGAAGAUCUACAAGGAGAAUCCCGACAAAGUCAGGGCGAUCGGUGUCUCUAACGUCUCCGUGAAGUUUUUGGACGAGUUACUCAAAGUUGCCACCGUCGUUCCCGCGGUGAACCAGGUCGAGAGCAGCCCAUCGUGCUUGCAGGCGGAUAUCUACCGGGCAUGUGUGGCGAAGGGCAUCUCUAUCACCGCGUACUCGCCACUGGGCUCUGACAACGCUCCUCUUGCCCGCAACCCGACCGUCGUAGAGAUUGCGAAGGCGCAUGGUGUUACGCCCACUUGCGUGCUCAUCUCUUUCCACGCAAACCGACCGGAGGUUACUGUGAUACCGAAGUCGGUGACACCCUCGCGAGUCGUCGCAAACAUGGAAAUCAUUGACUUGACCCCGGGAGAAGUGCAAAAGCUGAGCGAGAUCGAGAAGACGAGCUUUGCGCGCGUCUGGCGUUUUGUGAGCGCUCCCAGCUUCGAAGAUCAUGGGAGCGACGCAGCGAAACCGGGCACCCUUGGGGUUCCGGAGGGCAGUGACGAGCUUUUCACACCUGUCUGCUUCCCAUGUGGCCGGACAAUGCCCAACAGGCUCGUCAAAGUGGCCAUGUACGAACACUUAGCUAACCUAUUCGGAGGCCCGCCCAACGCUGCGCACUUCCAGCUAUACUCGCGCUGGGCCCCAGGAAAGUGGGGAAUGAUCAUGACAGGGAACGUCCAAGUGUCCCGCGAACACCUCGCCCUGGGACGGGAUCUGAUUGUGCCCGACGUCUUGGACGCGUCCACGAUCCAGCCAUUCGCCCAGUUAGCCGACAUCAUCCACGCCCAGGGAUGCGCUGAACAGGUCAGAGGUGCGAACGUCGAGAAGAACGAAGGGACUCUUGCGAUCAUGCAGCUCGCCCACGGCGGCCGUCAGUCUGCGAACAUAAUCGGCGGACGCUGGCCAUUCGUCCCUCCGCUUGCGCCUAGUCCUGUCCCGCUUGGUCGCAAGUCAUCACAGCAAAAAAACUUUGCAAGUGCUUUCUUGUCUUAUCUGACCAGCGCUGUGCUCUUCCAGACCCCUCGUGCCAUGUCUGACGCAGACAUCGACGACGCCGUAGAGGCAUUUGUACGAGGCGCCCGUUUGGCGAUCGAAGCGGGCUUUGAUGGGAUAGAGCUACAUGCAGCACAUGGUUAUCUCAUAUCACAGUUCAUGUCGCCCAAGACAAACCUGCGCGAGGAUGAAUACUCCGCCCGUACAAACCCACUGCGCUUCCUCCACCGCAUUGUUUCGGCGAUUCGCGCGCCUGGCGUAGCACCCAAGCACUUCAUCCUCGGCUUGAAGCUGAACGCGGCGGAUUAUACCGACUACGCCGACGAAAAACAUCCUCUAAAGCACCUCCAGGAAAUCGCGUCUUGGAAAAUGGUAGAUUUCAUCGAGGUCAGCGGUGGCGACUAUGAAAGUCCAGCGUUCCUAUCUAACAUUACAUCAACUCGACAAGCCAUUUUUUCCUCAUUUUCGCGAGAAGCAGUGUACGCAUUGGAAUCCUCUCCGGACACCAAAGACUAUACACCCUUAGUACUGCUAUCUGGCGGCCUGCGGUCCCUCCCCAUCCUCGCUUCCGUCCUCAAACAGCGACACGCGCAUCUGCUCGGAUUCGCCCGUCUGUCCGUAUUCUAUCCUGAGCUCCCGCGCCAGCUUGUCGCAUCCCUCGCGCGCAGACGCGCUGGACACGCCGACGACUUCCUCAUGGUCCCCCCGCCUGACCCGACAGUCAAUGGCUUCGACAUCGCCAUCGCUCGCAACUCCACGCGCUGGUGGGAGCGCUGCGAACACGCCAUCGUCUCGCUGCUUGUUGCGUUGUGGAGCCUGUUCUCCAUAGAGAUGCCAAAACUCAUUGGAGCGGGUACGUCCUCGUCGUGGUAUAAUGUCAUGAUGCGGCGCAUGUGCGCCGGGCAGGACGUAGACUAUGCGGUAGGCGGGGCAGGAGCGGUGUUGAGGAUGUGGCUAUGGACGGCGCCUGGAAAGGCGGAGUCCAGGCCAUUGUGGGACUCCUGGAUCGUUAUGGGCAUCAUUGGGACAAUGAUUGGCUUUGCGGCUGGGGUGGCAUUCAUGUAG
Messenger RNA from Fibroporia radiculosa, 2472 nucleotides. RefSeq lists its product as uncharacterized. Gene Ontology annotation, molecular function: oxidoreductase activity; FMN binding. The record is from RefSeq and is a predicted model, not a curated record. The coding region runs from base 1 to 2472 and encodes 823 amino acids. NCBI's taxonomy places the organism in Eukaryota, Fungi, Basidiomycota, Agaricomycetes, Polyporales, Fibroporiaceae. The transcript has 12 exons.